Sphaerodactylus townsendi is the source of this 1310-nucleotide messenger RNA. RefSeq names its product mast cell protease 4-like. The record is from RefSeq and is a predicted model, not a curated record. Lineage: Eukaryota; Metazoa; Chordata; Lepidosauria; Squamata; Sphaerodactylidae. The transcript is spliced from 5 exons. Gene Ontology annotation, biological process: proteolysis. Bases 37 to 822 code for a protein of 261 amino acids. Gene Ontology annotation, molecular function: serine-type endopeptidase activity.
CAGUUUUAGAAGAACACCCAAGAGAAGGAGCCAGAGAUGGACCACUCCCCAAGUCUGAGCGUCUUGCUUCUGGCCUUCUUGGCUGCCCAGGGGGUCUCUGGGGGCGCUCUUCGCAGCCAGAUUGUGGGAGGGCAGGAAGCCCCGCCACACUCUCGACCUUACGCUGCAGCUCUGAAAUUAAAUGGCCGUUAUGGCCGUUAUGGCUGUGGAGGCUUCUUGGUGGCCCCUCAGUGGGUGAUGACUGCAGCCCACUGCAACGGAGAGAUCCUCGUCGUUCUGGGAGCCCAUGAUUUGGAUGCCGUAGAAGAAACCCAGCAAGUGUUCGGCGUUGAAAGCUACCAUGUGCAUCCAGACUACGACAGAAAUUCUGAUGUGCCAUACAACGACAUCCUUCUCCUAAAGCUGGAUCGCGAAGCCAAGCUCAACAAGUAUGUCCAACUCAUUCCUUUACCCCAGACUGAGAACUAUCUCCCCAAAGACACCGAGUGUGUCGUCGCGGGCUGGGGACGCAUCGAUGCCACGGAUCACGCCUCGUCAAAGCUUUUCGUGACCAACGUCACGCUCCCUGACCGUAGGAAGUGCCUGCAAUUCUUCCCAGAACUCACCGACGGAAUGGUUUGUGCGGGAGUUCGCUCCAAACUCUGCGACGUCAGCAAUGGGGAUUCCGGAAGUGCUCUGGUGUGCAACGGAGCGGCCCAUGGGGUAGUCUCCUACGGCUACCAAGUGCCCCCGUCCAUUUACACCCGUGUGGCUAAUUACCUUCCUUGGAUCAGAAAGGUCAUGGAACAAGGCCCGGAAAUGCAAAAACCACCGGCCUUCUGAGCCACCUUGAAACCAUUCACACCUUUUGCUGAGCUGCUUUGUGUCUCCGUUGGAGUGAGUUAUGUGAGCCUGAUUCAGCAAGGCCGGCAUGAUAUCUGAACAAGAGACAUGGCCAGUCCUUAUUCUGAGAAGGGGGGUUGUUGACAUCCCGAUGCUAUCCAAUCAGUGCCUUCCACUACUGGCUUUUGUUGCCCGCUUUCAGAAUCCCCCUCCCCAAAUUCUCUCUCCUGGGGGAAGCUGCACUUGUACAAAGUUGGGAUGCCAACCCUUCCAAAGUAGCCCUCUGUCUUCCCCUUGACCCAGGAUGCCCACCAGAGUGCAAAACUACCCAGGUUGCACCAGAAAGAAAGAAUAUUGCGCAGGCAGGAGCGGGUUAUUACAUGUCAUUUUCUCUCUGCACUUUAGUGCAGGCAUGCUAAGCGCUUCUGUGUGGCACGACCAAACUGGUUUUACAUUUCUUUCGCUGUACGAUUCAUUCAAUAAACCAC